Messenger RNA from Coffea eugenioides, 1203 nucleotides. Its product is annotated as L-ascorbate peroxidase 3. Lineage: Eukaryota; Viridiplantae; Streptophyta; Magnoliopsida; Gentianales; Rubiaceae. Gene Ontology annotation, biological process: cellular response to oxidative stress; hydrogen peroxide catabolic process; response to reactive oxygen species. The transcript has 9 exons. Gene Ontology annotation, molecular function: peroxidase activity; heme binding. The record is from RefSeq and is a predicted model, not a curated record. The coding region runs from base 179 to 1021 and encodes 280 amino acids.
ACCAACCAAGCAAGUAUUCUUUACUUUGUCUUCUUCUCUUCUUCUGUACGACUAAGAUCCAUUUCUUCUUCCUUCUGCGCACUCAUUCUCUUCUCAGUACAAGAAUUAAGAGCUUAUAUUUGGAGAAUCGAUUGAAGAAAUUUAGUUACCUUUGAACUGCUAAAGAAAUCGGGCGAUAAUGGCGGCACCGGUGGUGGAUGCAGAGUACAGGAAGGAAAUAGAGAGGGCUCGCAGAAACCUUAGAGCUCUCAUUUCCUCCAAGAACUGCGCCCCUAUCAUGCUCCGCUUAGCGUGGCACGACGCGGGGACUUAUGAUGCUAAAACAAAGACAGGAGGGCCUAAUGGAUCAAUCAGGAACGAGGUAGAAUUGAAGCAUGCUGCCAAUAACGGCUUGAAAAUUGCAGUCGACCUAUGUGAGGACAUAAAAGCUAAACAUCCAAAAAUUACAUAUGCUGACCUCUAUCAGCUGGCUGGUGUUGUAGCAGUUGAGGUAACUGGAGGCCCUACCAUUGAUUUUGUCCCAGGUAGAAAGGACUCUGUGGUUUGUCCGGAAGAAGGCCGCCUUCCUGAUGCUAAGGAAGGUGUAUCACAUUUAAGAGAUGUCUUCUACAGGAUGGGUCUUUCUGAUCAGGAUAUUGUGGCGCUCUCUGGGGGCCACACAUUGGGUAGGGCUCAUCUAGAGCGAUCUGGUUUUGAUGGACCUUGGACAUAUGAACCUCUGAAAUUUGACAACUCAUAUUUCUUCGAGCUUCUGAAAGGCGAUUCAGAAGGCCUUUUGAAACUUCCCACAGAUAAAGCUCUGGUAGAGGACCCUGAAUUUCGUCGAUUUGUGGAGAUUUAUGCAAAGGAUCAGGAGGCAUUCUUCAGAGAUUAUGCAGCCUCACAUAAGAAACUUUCAGAGCUUGGAUUCAACCCACCUUCCUCUCGUUUCAAAUUAGCCCAAGCUGCAUUUGGAGUAGCUGUUGCUGCAACUGUAGUCAUCUUGAGUUACUUCUACGAAAUUAACAGAAGAGCCAAGUAAACAAGAUUUCUGAAUUAUUUACGUUCAAUUGAAUUAUGUCAUAGCAACUAUAUAUCUUGUCACAGUUGUGAUUCACAUGAAGAUCAAAUAAUGCAAUUGUCCUCUCAUAUGCUAUGGGGGCAAACAUUUAGACCAAUAUCCUUUGAAGGAUUUUCCUUUGUAAUGUAAUCUUUAUGUUGCCA